AUGUUGCGAGCCAUUGUCGAGCCGCCAGGGCCUACGCUCGCCUCAAACGCCUGGCCAAGCUCCCUCCCCAGUGACGCGCCUAACAGCGGUGACUCCGACGGCGACCCGGGCGACAAGCUACAGGAAUGGUCCUCAAUAAUUGGCAUAGUCACUGCUAUCGUGGGAAACGUCCUUAUUGCUCUAGCCCUCAACGUGCAAAGAUAUGCGCACAUCCAGCUCCACAAAGAACGUCAUCGGAUACGACGGAGAGCCAAAGAUGCAUUGAAACGGGCGCAAAGCAAGAACCAGGCCGGCUCAUACGGCACCCUCGGUGGUGAUCACAAUGGCAAUGGCUAUCAGAAUGGCGUAGGAAGCUCUGCAAUCCCGCAUGACGACCAUGACGACGAAGGCGACGACAGCCGCGAAUCCGACCCGUUGCGAAACUCCUUCCACUCUAGCAUAUCCAACGAGUCCAGCAGCGACGAUGAACAAGAUAAGCCUGCUUUGUCGUAUCUCAGGUCGCCCUACUGGUGGCUGGGCCAAGUUCUCAUUACGCUCGGCGAAAUGGGCAACUUCCUAGCCUACGGCUUCGCACCGGCCUCGAUCGUCUCGCCCCUCGGUGUUGUCGCCUUGAUAUCAAACUGUAUCAUUGCCCCCGCCAUGUUCCACGAGAGAUUUCGGCCUCGCGAUUUCUGGGGUGUCGUCAUUGCCGUCGGCGGUGUCGUUACCGUGGUGCUCAGCGCCAAGGGGGAGGAGACGAAGCUGAAUCCCCACGACGUCUUGGACGCUAUCACAACCCUCGGCUUUGAGAUUUAUCUAGGCGUCACCAUCUUCCUCAUUGUCGUCCUCAUGUGGGCAAGCCCCAGGUACGGGAGACAGACGAUCCUGAUCGACUUGGGGCUUGUAGGCUUGUUCGGCGGUUAUACUGCCCUGGCCACCAAGGGCGUGUCCUCGAUGCUGUCCUCGACCCUCUGGCGAGCCUUUACCACGCCCGUCACCUACAUCCUCAUCCUCAUCCUCCUCCUGACGGCCAUCAUGCAGAUUCGCUACGUCAACAAGUCUCUGCAGCGCUUCGACUCAACGCAGGUCAUCCCGAUCCAAUUCGUCAUGUUCACGCUAUGCGUCAUCGUCGGCAGUGCCGUCCUAUAUCGCGACUUCGAACGAACGACGGCUGAGCAGGCCGCCAAGUUUAUCGGGGGCUGCUUGCUAACCUUCUUUGGCGUCUUCCUAAUCACGAGCGGCCGGGAGCAGAGCCACGACGAUGACGACGCGUUAUCAGACACCGAAGGCGUUGAGGAGACGAUCGGUUUAGCUCGUCAGGACACGAAUGGCAUUACGUCGGGCCAGAAUGGACAAGAGUUCCCAGCUCCCAAAUCGCAAUCGCGUCGAUCAAGUCGGCUGUCACAGGCGAGCUAUGUGGAAACGCUCCGCGCCGUCACGCCACAUCACGAUGGGGGCCUCCCAUCUGUGAGGCUUCUGGGAUCGAAUGGUUUGCAUAGCUCCCCCAGUCAAGACGUUCCGAUCCACAGCAACCCAUGGAAGGACGUGGGGGUCCCGUCUACUCCGCCUGGUCAAGGUAUCAGGACAUUCUCGGCCGAUUCAGCCAUGACGGCGCCUUGUAUAGAUACAAGUGCAGGACCAACGACGGUAGCUUCGAAUCCAACAACGCCGCUGAGAGAUGCAGCUGCGCCCGAUGGUGCCUUGCCUCCUCGUCCCAACCUCAGUCCGGUCAAAUCAGGUGGCACCCAUCACCGGUCCAGGACCUUCAUCUCGCCGUCGCCGCUCUCCUCGACGGUUACGGCCGUCGUCAAGGACGCCUUCCUGCGCGCUACGGACGACCCCCGACUUCGCAAGACCUCCAUGCGCCGCAUCCGCUCGCAUAUCCGCGCCGGGCUCUUCUUUGGCGAAGAGGACGACGCCUCGGCCGCAAUGGUACCAGGGCAGGCCGUGGCCAAUGCGUCCGAGGACGUGCUCGCCAGCGCCUUUGGCGAAACCGACGGCCCCGCCGACGAUGGUGACCAGGAGGUACGGCGCCGCUCUCGCAGCGUGAGUGAUACCCUGGGCGACUUCUUUGGCGUGCGGCGCAAGCGGCGCAAGGACGACUACUUCUCGAGCGAUGUCGAGGAUGGCACCGCAGAUCCCCGCUACCAAGACGACGCGGCGGUUUCAAGACCGUACGCAAACCACUAG
Ilyonectria robusta is the source of this 2169-nucleotide messenger RNA. Its product is annotated as magnesium transporter NIPA-domain-containing protein. Gene Ontology annotation, cellular component: membrane. The record is from RefSeq and is a predicted model, not a curated record. Bases 1 to 2169 code for a protein of 722 amino acids. Gene Ontology annotation, biological process: magnesium ion transport. Gene Ontology annotation, molecular function: magnesium ion transmembrane transporter activity. Lineage: Eukaryota; Fungi; Ascomycota; Sordariomycetes; Hypocreales; Nectriaceae. The transcript is spliced from 2 exons.